Hypoxylon trugodes is the source of this 2253-nucleotide messenger RNA. Its product is annotated as cleft lip and palate transmembrane 1. The transcript is spliced from 4 exons. Lineage: Eukaryota; Fungi; Ascomycota; Sordariomycetes; Xylariales; Hypoxylaceae. Gene Ontology annotation, cellular component: endomembrane system; membrane. The record is from RefSeq and is a predicted model, not a curated record. The coding region runs from base 167 to 2137 and encodes 656 amino acids.
AUUAUUUCCCGGCGACGUGUUACAAGGGCAAUUUCUUGUCCCUCUCAUCGCUGCGUCAGUCAGGCUCGGACGACAUACGACCUAUUGCCACGUUCGAUUCGACUGACGGUCAUUCAUUGCGCGUCGCUCGGGUUUGUUUCAUUGUCUGGCAUCAGCAUUGCGAGAGAUGCCCGAAGGAAACGCUCCCCGUGCCGGGGAUGCUCGUGAAGAGCAAAGCCAAGGCCAAUCAACUCUGUAUAAAAUUGUACAGGGUGUGGCCAUAUGGUUUGGUAUGCAAAUGUUGAUGAAGCAAUUCACUGGCGGCAACAAGGCGCAAACUGCUACCACUACCGAUGCUUCUGGCAAUGUCGUCCAGGUCCCUGCCAACACCGGCGAAAUACCUGCCUACCAACUUCGACCGAGUAGUCUUGACGAGGGUGCUACCUGGAACCCCGUCCCCCAACGGCUUGCUCCUAUCUGGGCAUCCGAUAGUUCCGUCGAUAUCAUCGUUACACUCUCAUCGUCCUUCGUUCCCGUCAAAAUUUCCAGUGUGCCCGAUGAAUACGUAGCUUUGAAGGAGAAGAACUUCAAACUGGGAAAUUCAAGUGAUACCCGAAUUGCCGAAACUACUUUCACUGUGCCAUCAUCUGUCCAAAACAAUGGAACGCUAUGGGGACACUUCUACGUUGGGCUGAAAGGUGCCAAUCUUGACCCUAAGGAGCCGGGAUUUGAUCCGGCAACAGCCUUUCAUUUCGUACACCCUCUGACGCAGUAUAUUCCAAAGAAGAAGGAGUCAAAGACCCGCAACCUGCUGGAGGAUAGGCCUGAGGUGGAAGAGGAAGAACCUGAGGAGCAGAACACAGGGCCGAUUAUCGCAAAUUACUACCAUCCCAACACUAGCUUGGCAUUCGUCCCCGACACUGGUGUCCUCACCUAUCCUCAAACACACCCGGCUAUACGUCAAUUUAUCCAUUUAGAGCCCACUGGCGCCCGCGAUGGUUCUGGCCAGAACACUUGGUACUAUCCGGUCUUGUAUGUCAAUACAUUUUGGCAAAUGAAGAGCCACAUGACACUACUGAAUGAGACAGUCAAGACCCUCCCACUGCGUCUUGACUUGAGUAAUAUGGCCAACUGGAAGUUCAACAUACUUGCUUCAGUCGAUUUCAACACGAAGCAGCAAGCACUUCAAGCUGCUUAUGGUGGUCCCCUACCAGGUGGUGGUGAUGGAAGUGAGAUCGAGAUUGUUAAGGAGAUGUUCCUUGACACAAACCCCUAUCUUCUUGGUGUGACGGCAGUCGUGAGCAUUGCGCAUCUCCUCCUUGAAAUGCUCGCUUUUGGAUCCGACAUUGCCCACUACCGUAAGAAGAAGGACAAUGUUGGUAUCUCAGUUCGCUCGAUCUUAGCCAAUGUCUUCAUGCAGGCGGUUAUUUUCCUCUACCUGAUCGAUAAUUCCCAAAACACAAGCUGGAUGAUUCUUGGUUCACAAGGUAUAGGUAUCCUUAUCGAAUUCUGGAAGAUCACUACCAUCGUCGAUGUUAGAGUACGACCAGCGCCUCCGGGAUCUUUGAUACCAUAUCGAAUAGCAUUUGAAGACAAGUACCAACUUAGCGAAACCGAAGAGAAGACCAAGGAGUAUGAUGAAAUCGCAUUCAAGUACAUGUACAUCGCUGCGGUUCCUCUACUCAUCGGCUACGCUGUCUGGUCCUUGGUCUACGAAUCGCACAAGUCGUGGUACUCAUACAUCCUCACUACCCUAGUAGGAUCGGUCUACGCUUACGGUUUCUUGAUGAUGGUGCCUUCACUUUACAUCAACUACCGUCUUAAGAGUGUUGCACACAUGCCAGCCAAGGCAAUGAUGUAUAAGUUCUUGAACACCUUCAUCGACGAUUUAUUCGCCUUUACCAUCAAGAUGCCUUUCCUCUACCGUCUAGCUACGUUCCGAGACGACAUCAUCUUCUUUAUCUACUUAUACCAGCGUUGGGCGUAUAGAAUUGAUUACACUCGUGUCAACGAGUUUGGUCAAGGUGGUGACGAAGAGCCUGAAGAGACCAAGGCAGAGCCCAAGUCAUUGCCUAAGACUGAUGCUGUUGCCGAGAAGAUCGAGGGGAGUGCUAAGUCCAGUGGUGCAGACACGGGUGCAGCCAAGAAGAGGAAGUAGAACUCCGAUUAAUGGCAUGGCCCAGGUCUUAGACUAUAUAGAGUUCUGAGUAGGUAGUCAGUAGAUACGGAUAUAAAUCUCCGUCUUAAUUUAAAAUCCUAAUUGUUUAUUCCAAG